AUGUUCAAAUACUUCGCUUUGUUAGCCAUCGUCUUGGCUAUCGCCAGUGCCGAAUUGGUCCGUGUACCAAUUCACAAGCAUGAGAAUUUUGUCAAGACCGCCAAGGAUAUUCGUGCUGAAAAAUCUGUAUUGGCUACCAAAUAUCAUUUGGGGCAACGCCGUGAUAUCACCGAUGAACCCUUGGAAAACUCCUUGAACAUGGCCUACUAUGGUGACAUCACCAUUGGUACACCACCCCAGAAAUUUGUUGUGUUGUUCGAUACUGGCUCCUCCAAUUUGUGGGUUCCCUCUAGCCGCUGUUGGAUUUGGGAUAUUGCCUGCAAGAAACACAACCAAUACAAUCACGAUGAUUCCAGCACCUAUGUCGCCAAUGGCGAGCAAAUCUCCAUUUCUUAUGGCUCCGGCAGUAUGAGCGGCUUCUUGUCCCAGGAUGAUGUAACCGUUGAAGGUUUGACCAUUAAGAAUCAAGUAUUCGCUGAGGCUAUGAAUGAACCCGGUAGCAGCUUCACCGAUUCCAAUUUCGAUGGUAUUUUCGGCAUGGCCUAUCAAUCGUUGGCUGAAGACAAUGUUGUGCCUCCCUUCUACAAUAUGUAUUCGCAAGGUUUAGUUGAUGCCGAUAUGUUCUCCUUCCUCUUGAACCGUGAUGGUACCUCUACCGAUGGUGGUCAAUUGAUUUUGGGUGGUGUUGAUUCCAGCUUGUACACCGGUGAUAUUACCUAUGUUCCCGUUUCCCAACAAGGCUAUUGGCAAUUCGAAGUUACCUCUGGUGCCAUCAAUGGCCAGAGCAUUUGUGAUAACUGCCAAGCUAUUGCUGAUACCGGCACCAGCUUGAUUGUAUGCCCCUCUGCCGCCUAUGAAACCUUGAACACUGAAAUCGGUGGCACCUACAAUGAAGAUGAAGGCGCCUACUAUGUUGACUGUUCGGCUGUUGAUACCUUACCCGAUGUCACCUUCGUUAUUGGUGGUACCACCUUCACUUUGCCUCCCAGUGCCUACAUUGUUGAGGUCGAUGGCCAGUGUAUGUCUUCGUUCACCGAAAUGGGUACCGAUUUCUGGAUUUUGGGUGAUGUCUUCAUUGGCAAAUAUUACACUGUUUUCGAUUUCGGAAAUAACCGUGUUGGUUUUGCUGAAGCUGUUUAAGGGGGUUGAUGUGAAGAAA
Messenger RNA from Musca vetustissima, 1159 nucleotides. Its product is annotated as lysosomal aspartic protease-like. The record is from RefSeq and is a predicted model, not a curated record. Lineage: Eukaryota; Metazoa; Arthropoda; Insecta; Diptera; Muscidae. Gene Ontology annotation, molecular function: aspartic-type endopeptidase activity. The coding region runs from base 1 to 1140 and encodes 379 amino acids. Gene Ontology annotation, cellular component: lysosome. The transcript has a single exon. Gene Ontology annotation, biological process: proteolysis; cell death.